Octopus sinensis (East Asian common octopus) is the source of this 2534-nucleotide messenger RNA. RefSeq lists its product as uncharacterized. Lineage: Eukaryota; Metazoa; Mollusca; Cephalopoda; Octopoda; Octopodidae. The record is from RefSeq and is a predicted model, not a curated record. Gene Ontology annotation, molecular function: oxidoreductase activity. The transcript is spliced from 7 exons. Bases 131 to 2266 code for a protein of 711 amino acids.
AAAAAAUAAAUAUGAAGAAAACCACGAGAGCGAAAUAGUCAGGCUCCCUAUAAAUACCGCUUGCGCAGUUCCUCAACUAUCAUUCGAGAAACUAAAUUCGCUUCGAACAAAUUAACCAAAGAGAAACAAAAUGAAGUACUUGGUGUUUAUUCUAAUGUCGCUAGUUGUUUGUGUGGAAUGCUACAAAUUUUCAGCUGAAAUUGCAAAAUGCUUUGGCGAUUAUUCAAAGAAUAUGUUUGAUCCGGACAAAAAGAUAUCUUCAUAUAAAUAUUGUAUGGAUAAAAUUUUAUUUAAUAACCCCCGUUUAGAUACAUGGAGUGACUAUUUUCCAGACAUAAAUAAUUUUAAAAGAGGAAGUAACAAUUCUAUGAUGGUCAGGGGAAUUAGAAAAGAAUAUAGAAUGCUCACUCUCGUAGAAAGAGACAAUUUUCAUCGCGCCAUUAAUAUGUUGAAACAAGAUACGAGUAUGACUCCAAAUAAAUACGAUGCGAUCGCCUUCCUCCAUACUGGUCACACGGUUAGAAACGCUCACUCUGGCCCUUCUUUUCUAGUUUGGCACAGAAUGUACCUUAACAUGAUGGAAGACGCUCUUAAUGAAAAGGUGUCAGGAGUAACAAUUCCAUAUUGGGAUCCAACACUUGACAGCUCUCUUGAUGAUCCUCGAGAUUCCAUUAUCUGGACGGAUAAAUUCUUGGGAAAUAUUAAUGGAAUUGUUAAUUGUGGUCCGUUUGCUAACUGGAGCACACCAGCUGGGCCUCUGAUAAGGAAUGGUGGUUUUAUUAGUAACUUACCAACUACUCGCGACAUAAGAAAUAUUCUGAGCCGAUGGAGACUUGCAGAUAUCAGCGAACCAAAUGCGAUUGGUAAAUACAACUUGGAAUUUCACCACAAUUCUAUGCACAAUUUUAUUGGAGGACAUUUAGGUCAACCAGAAACCUCUCCCAUGGAUCCAGUUUUCUGGCUAAUCCACAGCUAUAUGGAUCUUCUUAUGAAUCGUUUCAAUGAGAACCAAAAGAAGCACAAUGUCGAUCCUGCAACAGAUUAUCCAUUAAAUUAUGGUUUACCAGUUUAUGCUCUCGAUCACAGUAUUGGACUGAAAAAUAUAACAAUCAGAGAAGCAUUAAAACAAACUCAAUCUUACAGUUACAUUUCUUCAUAUGACUACGCUAUACUUGAGAUGCCAUGUAACGGAAAUCCAGCGGUCCAAGUUUCUCCUUAUCUAACUUGCCACAAUGGAAGAUAUCAGACGAAAACUAGAAAAUCAGCUGGUUGCAAUGCUCUUAUUCCCUAUCAGAAUAUGUUUUGUAUUAACCGUAAUUGUGAUCUAAAAGAAUGGGCAUUUAUUCCAGUUGAAGUAAUUUACGAACGACCUUUCGAAACGAUGAAAUUUGGAAAUUUCCCGAUCAGAAAUGGCAUACCAGAUUUACUGACUGAUCUAUACGACAAUAAUGUACCCCAAAAUAUCUCAUCUAGUAACUCUACUUGCCGAAGUAAAAAGUGUUGUGGUCCCGCGGAAAGAGUCAGUGUGCAAGCCAGUGGCAUUAAUUAUUUUGGUAACUAUGAAGAAAUGGUGAUAGUUGAUCGUAGAUUAGCUGUAUCAUCGGAUAUAGCCUACAUUGGUAUCAGAAGACCUACAACAAACUUCAGUCUGGUAUUUACGACAGUUUCAGAACAAUGUGGAAGAAUAUGUCGUCCUUCCUGCUUAGUGCCGGGUUCAAAUCCACCGAAGUACACAGAAUGUAUAGGUCUGUUGAACUUAACUCACAAUGAUGCUCAUUUCUACGGCAAUACUCUGGCAGAAGCUUACAUGAAAGUGUGGGAUUAUAAAAACCAGAUACGACCGAAAGUAAGACACGAGAAUAUACCAAUCGUAUACCAUUGUGAUGACAGCCUGUGGCCAUUUAACAACACCGACUAUACAACAACAACACCAUCAUCUUCGACAACAGCGUCAACACAUACACAAACCACAACUACUACCCCUACCACUACUACAACUCCAACAACUACAACACCAACAACUACAACACCAACAACAACAACAACUAGUGGAAACAGUAAUGUCUUCUGCAAAGUUGAUGAUUCCUGUAUAGUCCCAUCGGGAUGUAGUUGUAAAUUCUUCGAAAAACAACCUUGUCUGCAAAUGUGCUCCAAAUAUGCUGUAUGUUUCAGAGGUUAUUAUCAUGUUUUGCCAUGUGGUUAUGGUUUUAAAUACGACCAACGUCAGCAAAGAUGCGUCCGUGGAUACUGCGUACACAGAGGGUAACCAAACGCCAUAACAUCACACUUAAUAACCACUUCAACAUUCAACAUUUGCUGUUAAAAUCAACGGUUUCUGGCGUACUUUUAUACUGAACACCUCUGCAAUCCAUCGAUUCGGUUCAGUGCGAUUUAUAAACAAUACAUUAAUCAUAAGCAAUACAUAAAAAAUUAUCAAGAUGGACCUUGAUUCUGUUGGGUGGCUAAACGCUCUCAUAAUCACUUACUCACACGAUACUAAAUUAUUUAAUAUUUACGGUCAAUUGCUGCCAACA